Falco peregrinus (peregrine falcon) is the source of this 966-nucleotide messenger RNA. Its product is annotated as neuroblast differentiation-associated protein AHNAK-like. The record is from RefSeq and is a predicted model, not a curated record. NCBI's taxonomy places the organism in Eukaryota, Metazoa, Chordata, Aves, Falconiformes, Falconidae. Gene Ontology annotation, molecular function: protein binding. Gene Ontology annotation, biological process: regulation of RNA splicing. The transcript has 4 exons. Gene Ontology annotation, cellular component: cytoplasm; nucleus; costamere. The annotation marks the transcript as partial.
GCCUCUCUGGCCGCGUCGGUCCGAGGUGUAUCGGCGAUAACCUUUGGGUGGCCCGAUGGGACGCGGUGGCCGUUGGCCACCCUGGGCCGUGGUGACGUUGGGUUCUCACCCGGGUUCUCGCCGUGGAGCGGGGUGGCCCCGGGUGGAGCUGUAGCAUGGGUGGCUUUGGCUCCCUUCCCGUCCCGGUGCGGGAGGAAGGGCAGUGCUCACGGGGACACCCCCCACCCCACCCCCCCCCCCGUUGUCCCCACCAGGCUGGGAGGGGGAAACCAGCGGCGGCUGCAGGGCCACAAGUGAAGGCAGCGGCAUCACCGGGGCGGCGCCACCCAGGACCAGCAUCACAGCAAGAUGGAGAAGGAGGAGGAGACGCGGGAGAUCCUACUCCCCAACUGGCAGGGCAGCGGCUCCCACGGCAUCACCAUCGACCAGACGGACGACGGCGUCUUCGUCAAGCGCGUGCAGCAGAACUCGCCGGCCGCCAAGAUGGGCGUCGUGAAGGAAGGGGAUCAGAUCGUGAGCGCCACGGUGUAUUUCGACAACCUGCAAUCGGGGGAGGUGGCGCAGCUGCUGAACAGCAUGGGGCACCACACCGUGGGGCUGCGGCUGCAGCGGAAGGGGGACAGGUCCCCCCUGGCCGGGCAGGGCUGGGGACACGACGUCUUCGCCGCCAGCAGCCCUGAGGUCGUCCUGAGCGGCGACGACGAGGAGUACCGGCGGAUUUACACGACGAAGAUCAAACCGCGGCUGAAGCCGGAGGAGGUGGCGGCGGAGGGGGAGGGGCUGCACAGCAGGACCAUCACGGUCACCAGGAAGGUGACGGCGUACACCGUGGACGUCGGCCGGCACGGCGGGGCGAAGGACGUCGACGCCGUCGGCCCCGAUUUUACCAUCCGCAUCCCAACCCGGGGGGUCCCCCAGAUCCCCGCGACCGACUGGGCGACGGAGCCUGGCGGAGGCGCCGAGGGC